AUGCGCCCAUUCGCUCUCUCUGCUGCCGUUUUUGCGGCCACCGCCCUCAGUCAAAAGAAUGGGAAGGAAACGGAAUGCGCAGAUGGAUUGUACAUGAUUGCUGCACGAGGCACCGGUGAGGACAAGGGAUCUGGCAGAAUCGGAGAGAUCGCAGAGGAUGUUGCCAAACGCGUCAAGGGCUCAAUCAUCAGCCCUCUUGACUAUCCCGCAACUCUUGAGGACCCAGGCUACUUCGAUUCCGAGGAAGCCGGCGUCAAGGCCCUGUCGACCGCCCUCGAUGGCUAUCACAGCUCAUGUCCCAACGGUAAAAUUGCCGUGUUUGGCUACUCUCAGGGUGGACAAGUUGCAAGUGAUGUCUUCUGCGGAGGAAGCGACAACAAGCCCUUGACCAUGAGUCUCGUCAAAGACAGCGGUGAGCAUCCCUGCAGGCAUCUAUUGCAGAUACAGAAACUAAAUGAAGCAGUUGUUGCGGUCAUCGUGUUCGGCGACCCAAGCCACGUGGCAAACUUGACGUACGACAGGGGCAAUAGCAAAAACGACGGACUCUUCGAACGCAACAACACAAAGUUGUGCGAGGACAACUACAGCGACAUCAUCCGCUCGUACUGUGACACAGGCGAUAAGUACUGCGAUCUGGGUAACAACAACGAGACCCAUGGUAGUUACUUUGAGAAGUACGGUAAAGAGGUGGUCGAUUUUGUCGUUGAGCGGUAUGAGAAGGCGCUGAAAGAGGAGAGUACAUCAACACAAACUAGCACGGCUACAGCUACUGCUGAGACAAGUGGUUCCGCAACAUCUACUGAUGCACCGGUGACCGCUACAGUUGCUCCAGGCAAUGCUGCGGCGGGAUUGGUACCUGGUCUUGUCCUGGCUAUGAUACCCCUGGCUUUGGCCAUGUCGGAGUUUCUUUAUUAG
Molecule: messenger RNA, 915 nt
Organism: Fusarium redolens
Lineage: Eukaryota; Fungi; Ascomycota; Sordariomycetes; Hypocreales; Nectriaceae
Product: cutinase-domain-containing protein
Exons: 3
Coding region: 1-915 (304 amino acids)
Molecular function (GO): hydrolase activity
Source: RefSeq, a predicted model, not a curated record